Messenger RNA from Fraxinus pennsylvanica, 2034 nucleotides. Lineage: Eukaryota; Viridiplantae; Streptophyta; Magnoliopsida; Lamiales; Oleaceae. The record is from the annotation of a GenBank genome assembly.
AUGCCAGUCGGAAUCGGUGAUUUGAUAAAGCUGCGGACAUUACCAAAACUUGUUGUCAGCAAAGUCGGUGGCUUGGGACUGAAGGAAUUGAGGAAUCUUCAGCAUUUGCAGGGGACACUUGCCAUUUCAGAAUUGCAAAAUGUGACGGACAUAGAGGAUGCAAAGGAGGCAUGUUUAAGGCGUAAGCAAGAACUCGAUGAAUUACAACUGGAAUGGGGAAAAGAUAUUAAUGUUCCAAUUGAUAGGAGUUUCGAAGAAGAAGUGCUAGAUAUGCUACGGCCUCAUGAAAACUUGAGAAAUCUCAAGAUUGAAUUCUAUAGAGGUGAAAACUUCCCAAGUUGGGUAGGGGAUAAAUUAUUUUGUAAAUUGUUGAGCAUAAGCCUUGGCAGCUGUAGUGAAUGUACAUCUUUACCCCCACUCGGGCAACUGCCCAAGCUCAAACACCUGCGCAUAGAAGGCAUGCGAAAAGUAAAACACAUUGGUGUUGAAUUUUGCGGUUUGUUGGCUGUCCCAUUUCAAAGUCUCGAGAGUCUAAGAUUUUAUGACAUGCCAGAAUGGGAAACAUGGUCCCGUUCUGCAGAUGGUGAGGUAUCCGAGAACCAGUUCCCUUAUCUUACUCAGCUUACAAUAUUCAAAUGCCCCAAGUUAACUAAUGUUUCUCCAUUGAAGCUUCCCAUUCUUCAUGACUUGGACCUUCAGGAAUGCAACAACGUAGUGUUACGAAGUUUCAGUAAUCUUAAUAAGUUAAACUACUUGAAAGUUGAGUCUGUUACAGGGCUAUCUCAUCUACCGCAGGAACUUCUGCAGUCCACUGAAUCACUUGAAGUUUUAGAGUGUUGUAAUUGCAGGGAACUGCUUUCACUGUGGGAAAAUGGAGUUACGGUAGAACAUCUUGUCCGUCUAAGACGCCUCGUCGUUGCUGACUGUUCAGAACUUGUAUCCCUUUGUGAAGAGGGACAACAGAUGCCUAGCAAUCUUGAAGUUUUGGAGUUAUUUCGCUGUGCAAGAUUAUUGUCCAUUCCAAACAUGAGCAACCUCAGGAUCCUGAGGGAGUUUAUAAUAAAGAAUUGCAAAAGACUUGUAAGCUUUUCGGAAAAUGGCGUCCCUCCCAUGCUUCGACGCCUUGAGAUACUCAGCUGCAAUGCCCUAGAAUCCCUGCCUAGUAGCUUCUCAAACCUUGAAAGGCUGGAGAUUAAGGACUGCUCGUCUCUGAGGACCUGUUUCGAUGGUAACUUCGCAAUCACCCUUAAAAAACUUUCCAUCAAAAACUGCAAUCAACUUUCAGAGGCGAUGCUUCCACUGAACAGUGAAAUUUCUCUGGAAGAGCUUACUAUAUCCAAAUGGCUGAAUUUCAGCUCUCUACUCCGGCAUGUGCACAGCUUUGCACAUCUUUUUGAACUGUAUCUAUCUGAUUGUAAUGGUCUAGAUAGCUUCCCAGAGCAAGGGUUGCCACCAAACCUGAGGACACUUUCCAUUGAACAUUGUUCAAAUCUUAAGUCCUUGCCAAUGCAGAUUCGAAACCUCGCAUCCCUCGUAUCACUUGAGAUACGUACUUGUCGCAGGCUUCAGAACUUCCCAAGAUAUGAUUUCCCCCCAAAUUUAUCUUCACUAAGGAUCUGGGAUUCUAGGAAACUCAAGCCUCUAGCAAAGUGGGGCCUACACAGACUAACCUCUCUUCGAGAAUUUUCUGUCUGUGGUGGAUUUCAAGAACUGGAGUUUCUUGGUGAUGACGACGGUCUCUUUCCUCGUUCUCUAACUAAGUUUUCUAUUGCUAGAUUUCCAAAACUUACUUCGCUCUCGAAGGUUCUUGAAAACCUCACUUCUCUACAACACCUAUCAAUCAUGAAUUGUACAAGCCUUAAUGUUUUGCCCAGUGAAAACCUGCUCGACAAGCUUUGGCAUCUAGAGAUAAGCGACUGUCCCCCUCUGAAACAACGGUGUCUCAAAGAUAAAGGGGAUUAUUGGAACAAGAUAGCUGGAAUUCCUUGUGUAGAAUUAGACGGCACUUACAUUUACAGACAGAGUUUGGGUUAA